GUCCUGGUCCUCUGCUGCUGUGGAGGGUCCUGUGAGCUGCAGGAGUCCAAACCUUCGUCUCCACCAGGUCUGAAGCCGUUCCAGAAUGAGAUCCAGCCCCAGGCGUACCCUGAGGAGUCCCGGGCCAGCCUGCCGGUCUUCACCAUGGACUACCCCCGGAUCCAGGUCCCCUUCGAGUUCACGCUCUGGGUGCUGCUCGCCUCCUUCGCCAAGAUCGGUUUCCACAUCUACCAUAAGAUCACCAUCUGGAUCCCCGAGUCCUGCCUGCUGAUCGCCAUCGGGCUGAUCGUGGGCGCCAUCAUGCACGCGGUGAAGGAGGAGCCUCCGGCGGUGCUGAACUCCAACGUGUUCUUCCUGUACAUGCUGCCGCCCAUCGUCCUGGACAACGGCUACUUCAUGCCCACGCGGCCCUUCUUCGAGAACUGUGGCACGGUGCUGUGGUACGCCGUGGUCGGCACGCUCUGGAACAGCGUCGGCAUCGGACUCUCGCUCUUCGCCGUCUGCCAGAUAGAGGCCUUCGGCGUCCAGGACAUCAACCUGCAGGAGAACCUUCUGUUUGCGUCGAUCAUCUCGGCCGUGGACCCCGUCGCUGCUCUCAACGUGUUCGAGGACAUCGGCGUCAACGAGCAGCUUUACAUCGUCAUCUUCGGAGAAGGACUCUUCAACGACGCCGUCACCGUGGUGCUCUACAACAUGUUUUCAUUCCUGGCCGACAUGCCGGUGGUCGAGUCCUCCGACGUGUUUCUGGGCGUGGCCAGGUUCUUCGUGGUGGCGGCGGGCGGCCUCCUCUUCGGCCUCCUCUUCGGCUUCGUGGCGGCGUUCACCACCAGAUUCACCCACAACGUUCGACCCAUCGAGCCGCUCUUCGUCUUCAUGUACAGCUACCUGGCCUACCUGGUGGCAGAGUGCUUCUCCAUCUCCAGCGUGCUGGCCAUCAUAACGUGCGCCAUCACCAUGAAGUACUACGUGGAGGAGAACGUGUCCCAGAGGUCCUGCACCACCAUCCGCCACGUGGUCAAGAUGCUCGCCACCAUCUCCGAGACGCUCAUCUUCUUCUUCCUGGGCGUCAGCACGGUGACCAUCGAGCACGAGUGGAACUGGGCCUACAUCCUGUUUACGCUGCUGUUCGCCUUCGUCUGGAGGGGGAUUGGCAUCCUGGUUCUGACCCAGAUCAUCAACCCGUUCAGGACCAUCCACUUUAACUUCAAGGACCAGUUCGGGCUGGCCUACGGGGGCCUGCGGGGCGCCAUCUGCUUCGCUCUGGUCUUCACGCUGCCCGACACCAUCAACAGGAAGAACCUGUUCGUCACGGCCUCCAUCGCCGUUAUUAUCUUCACCGUCUUCCUCCAGGGCAUCAGCAUCCGUCCCAUCAUCGAGUAUAUCAACAUCCGUAAAACCAACAAAGACCUGAACACCAUCAACGAGGAGGUUCACACCAGGAUGAUGGAGCAUGUUGUCUCUGGUAUUGAGGACUUGUGUGGACAGUGGAGUCACUAUUACUGGAAGGACAAAUUUAAGAAGUUCAACGACCGUGUUCUGAGGCGGAUCCUGGUCCGGGACAACCGGGCCGAGUCCAGCAUCGUGUCUCUGUACAAGAAGCUGGAGCUGCAGAGCGCCAUCGGGCUGCUGGACACGCCGAUGGGAGACCUGAGCGCCGCGCCGUCCAUCGUCUCGCUGUACGACGAGAGGAAGGAGGCGUCUCGGCCCAAGAAGAAGUUUCUGGCUGCUGACGUGAGGAAGAUGCACGACAUCCUGUCCAAGAACAUGUACAAGAUCAGACAGAAGACGAUGGGUUACACCAACAAAUACAAUCUGCCCGACGACAGCCGGACCAGAGAGAUUCUGAUUCGCCGACACGCCAGCAUCAGACGUAGUCUCCGCCCCCAGAGCUCCAGAGAGCAGCCUGGAGAGAACGUUCCCCGGUCCCAGAGGUACUGGUCCCUGCAGCCUGGAGGAGAUCUGGAGUCGGCCUUCGUCCUCCGGAGACGAAGUCACGGUGGGAGUGACGACCUGGACUCGGCCCACGGGGCGUCCCCUCGCUCCUCGUCCCGGUCUCUGGUCCCCAUGAGGAGGCUGGACACCAUCCAGGAGUCCAGAGGAGCCCCCCGCCCACACUCUGAUGUUCUGGACCAGGGUCCUGGGAGCCUCAGGGGCCGGAGGGCCCCAGCUCCGGCUCCUCGGAGGAGCGUCCCUGAUCAGGUAGACGGAGACCCUACAGGAGACCAGGAGGAACCGGUGAGACCUCCCCAGCUGCCUCCACCCCGAGGCUGGGUACCGGAGAACCAGGGGGACACAGGAGACCCUCUGCUCAGACCGGCUCCGGGCUCUCAGGGGCCUCGGGGCUCUCAGGGAUCUCGGGGGUCCGGGAGAUCCUGAUAACUGCUGAAAUGACAGACAGUCUUUUAUAAAUCUAACUUGAGGUUUAACUCAGAGACGUUAUUUCUACCUCCUGAAGUCUUUCUGUUUUAUAAAAACUGUAUUCUGACGAACAAGUCCCGUUCCUGAGCGCCGUUCAUACAGACACACCAUGGUUAUUUGUUUGUUUAUUUGUUUAUGUUUAUGUGUUUAUGCUUGUUUGUUUGCUUCUGUUGGCACGGACCAAUAAAAAGGAGCCAGCUGCUUCAAUGACUAA
Molecule: messenger RNA, 2632 nt
Organism: Centropristis striata (black sea bass)
Lineage: Eukaryota; Metazoa; Chordata; Actinopteri; Perciformes; Serranidae
Product: sodium/hydrogen exchanger 2-like
Exons: 13
Biological process (GO): regulation of pH; proton transmembrane transport; sodium ion transport
Cellular component (GO): membrane
Molecular function (GO): sodium:proton antiporter activity
Source: RefSeq, a predicted model, not a curated record